AUGAAAUUUUGCGUGCGUACAGGAGAAGAAGCAUUAGAUACGGACGUUCCAACGGAACUCGAAGGGCGACUCUUCACAACGCCGAUGCGAAAAUUCAUUUGGCUCAUAUUGCAACCAUUCUUUUACGCAUUCAGACCCCUUCUUAUUUAUAGAAAAGCACCGACAGAUUUGGAACUUCUCAACGCUAUUGUACAGGUCAGUUUUGUUGAAUAUGCUGCAGAAUUACCACUUUUCCAUCGAUUAUCUCAUUGA
Molecule: messenger RNA, 252 nt
Organism: Anisakis simplex (herring worm)
Lineage: Eukaryota; Metazoa; Nematoda; Chromadorea; Rhabditida; Anisakidae
Source: the annotation of a GenBank genome assembly